GUCCUCGCGACUUUUACGCGCGCGAAAGUACGCUUAAGCACGCGUACGGGGCAGUAAUAUCGGAAUGAAAAUUCUCGCCGUGUUACAUCGGGCGCAAAAAAGUGCGGGCCGCGUACGGAGGAAAGACGGCGCGCGAUUGGUCGACGUUGUUUCGCGACGGUGUGUCAUGUGACCCUUUCCUCUAUUUAUGCAAACAUCACCGAUCGGCCUCGCAGUCUCGUGGCAAAACAAUAACAAACAACACACGUCGUAAGUUUGCGCCUCUCGCGACUUCUCGAGCUCGCGUUCAUGCGUUUCUACUCGUCGUGGGAUACGUCCGAGCUGUCAGGAACAGCGCGAUUGAUCCUGCGACCUACCGAUCUCGCGAUCGGGACCUCGCGGACCUCGUCGGGGAAGGGUAUAGACUAGACUGGAAAAAGUGAAACUCAAUCUGGGCCUCUCGUCGCGAUGUUGUCAGCCGCGGAAAAUGCCCGCUAACGAGAACCGCGAUGCGUGCGUCCUGUGAACGCGCGUGGACCAAUAUGUGAUUUUGACGUGUGUGUCUUACCGUUGUUUUUUCCAAUCAGAUCAACUCUGUCGGAAUUUUCCAAAAAAUCAGAGGGAGGGAAAGAGACAGACAGAUAGAUAAAUAGAUAGAGAGGGAGGGAAAGAGAGAGAGAGAGAGAGAGAGAGAAAAUUGUUCUCCAUUCCCUCGUGCAUCACUACGGACGCAAGAUUGCGGAAUCGAUCGAGCAGAUCGGACGAGUCAAAAUUGAAGACGAUUCGUCGCGUGCACUUCUUUCCUCUAUUCCACUCGUCGAGCCUGCUGCAGACCCACGCGUAAGAACACGCGACAAAUUAUAGUCGCGUGCACGUGAUAUUUGUCACGACACGCUGAGCCAAAUCGAAUAGAUCGAGCCUAAAAUUGAUGAUUUUUCUUAUCCAGCUAAUUUUUAUGUCCUACCUUGUAGAGUAGCAAUUUUUGGACAACGAUCAGCAGACAGCGUCACCCUCACGUUUCUCGUUCAAGCACGUGUUGCUAAUGGACAAUUCUAAGUACAGCGACAUUUUCCUACCUAGUAUGGAUAGCGUAGUGAAGCAGGAACCUGCCCAGGAAAUGGGCUCGGCGUCGGCAUCAGUACCCAUACCCGGAGGACACAGAGGAACCACGCGAGGAGCAUACGAUCAGUUCUCCCCUUCGCCUCUGACUCUCUCCUCCGGAUGGGACAUGAGGAGCGAACAUAUGGAAUAUCCCUUUAAAAUGGAUCCGGAUCAGCUGGACAUCUCGCUUAAGAUGGACGAGGAUGAUAUAUUCCAAGUAGACAAAGCUGAAUUAAUCCAGGGCCCAACUCUCGCUGAAUUAAAUGCCAAUGAUGAGACACUAGAGUUGGGAGAUCUAAAUUUCGAUGAUCUGUUGCUACCUGAAGAAAGAGUACAGCCGAUAAAAAUAGAGAAUGUUCCUCCAUUUUCCAGCUCUCUAUUUAACACUAGUGGCAUAGGAUUUGCACCUAGUAGUUUUCCUCAAUCUGGAACAACUUAUCGAAGCUGUCCCACAUAUACAAAUACUUAUACUUUUAAUAGAAGUUCAACCAUCAUAGAUAAUGCAGAAGCUGUUAGUCCUACUGCGUUUCCCAGUCCAGGCACUGGUAAUAUUGCAGGUAGUUCUACAGCAAGUUCAUCAACUUCACCACAUCCUCCAGGGCGUCUUGGAUCCACUUUACAUGAUUUACUUAUGAGAAAAGGUGAAAAUCCUAUUAAUCCAGUGUCCAAUCAAAUGGAUAAUAUCUCCACAACAAGUGGUAAAUCUAAAAUUUCGAGACUCUCUAUGUCUGCUCCAACUCAGACAAUGGGACAUCUGGAUCAGAUCUGGUCUCAUAGGGAACCACGUCAACAUCUGUUAAGUACUGGUAGCUUGGUAGAGGCAGGAUCGACAAGUAGUUUGAGUACCGGAGGUGCACUGAGUCCUGAUCCACUCUGUCCUGAUCCUCUUAGCCACGAUGAAGGCUAUGAGGAUAGUGAUGAUGAUAGUGACCAUUAUGAUGAUUAUAGCAGUGAUAAUGAUACAGGUGGAAGUGAUAAUGAGGACCAGAGUAAUCACAGAAUAGGAACGGGAACUACAGAUUUAGGGAAAGAUAACAGACAUAGUAAGAAAGAAAGAUUUUUCUGGCAAUAUAAUGUUCAAGCAAAGGGACCAAAAGGACAGCGAUUAAUUGCUCGAGCGCGCUUAGAAGACCCGCAUGUUUUGAACGAAGCAACCGAUCCAGUAUUUAGUCCUCAUUGUGUUCUCAGAGGAAUCAAACAUAGCGGAAAAGCACGAAAAGGCGAUGGAAAUGAUCUUACGCCGAAUCCUCGCAAACUCCAUAAUAUUGGAAAAGAAUUAGACAAACUCAAUCGCAUUAUAAAUGAUAUGACACCUGUUUCGGAAUUACCUUUCCCAGUAAGACCAAAGACACGUAAAGAAAAGAAUAAACUAGCUUCUCGGGCAUGCCGUUUGAAGAAAAAAGCUCAACAUGAAGCUAAUAAGAUAAAGUUGCAUGGACUCGAAACAGAGCAUAGACGUCUCAUACAAGGUAUAUCACAAGCUAAACAUACGCUUGCUGCUAAAUUAGCUGAAUCUAAUCCUGAGAAUCAAGAAGAGCUUACACGGCAAAUGGAAAAAUAUUGCAAAGUGGCUACCAAAGUGCGAAUAGCAAAUCAUUCGACAGAAUUUGUGAAUAAGAUAUUGGAAAAUAUUAGAAGUGGCAUACCUGAUGGCGGUAUCGAUAAUUUUUAAUAUUAUAGAAAAUCGUUUUCCUAUAAAUCUCUUGUGUCUACAUAUGUAUAUAUUAAAAAAAUUAGGAUAUGCUAUAUAAAUAUAUAUUUGUCUAUAUACUUAUAUGUAUAUAGAAAUAACGCUUUAUAUCUAAACUUCAAGCUAUUUCAAAAAACAGACAUAGUUAACUUGAUUGAUGCAUA
Molecule: messenger RNA, 2934 nt
Organism: Camponotus floridanus (Florida carpenter ant)
Lineage: Eukaryota; Metazoa; Arthropoda; Insecta; Hymenoptera; Formicidae
Gene: REPTOR
Product: CREB3 regulatory factor
Exons: 5
Coding region: 1022-2752 (576 amino acids)
Biological process (GO): regulation of transcription by RNA polymerase II; response to unfolded protein
Cellular component (GO): nucleus
Molecular function (GO): RNA polymerase II transcription regulatory region sequence-specific DNA binding; DNA-binding transcription factor activity, RNA polymerase II-specific
Source: RefSeq, a predicted model, not a curated record